GUACGUGCGAGACAAACCGAAUAAACCGUAGCUUCCCGAAUCAACGCAGUGGGCUUGAAUUUGCAUUUCACGUUUUCCUCUUGUGAAAAAAGGCCGCAUUUCGAAUCGGUUCACGGAAUAUACAAAUUUCGGAGUUAAAAUCAACAAAGAAGAUAAGAUGUCGAAUUUUGUUGUGCGAACAUUCAAGAGUUACCCUGAGUUGGUUCCUCUAGCUUCGUUCAUCGGUUUGGCGGUGGGUGGAGGAAUUGUUUCAAUAGUCUACUCCAUCUUUACAAAAUCCGAUGUCAUCGUCAACAAGAACAAAGAGACUCCUCCAUGGGAAUUGAUCAAAGGCGACCAGGACAGGAAGCUCUUCACCAUCAACCAGAAAUACAAAGAAAUUCCCGAAUUGGAGGAGCUGAAGAAAGACAUAGGAAGCUACAAGUAUUAGAAGAAAAAAACAACACACUGAAGAAAUCAUAUCAAGGGAAGACAACUCGUCCUUAACUGUCGAUCAAGAUGUGAUCUGUAAAUUAUGUGAUACUGUAAAACUAUUCUUGGUGGAAUUAUGAUAUUCAUGGUCGCCAUGCUUCGGUGUUUAAACAAAACUGUAGACACAACUGCAUCAUUUUCUUGUGUUUUUUAUUGACAACAGUGUAAUAUAAUCGGUGUUAGGACAUAGACCAUUAAAACUACAGCAAUGUCUUUCCACAAAACAUUCGUUAGAUCUGUGAUUACAAAUAGAAGGAUCGGGCGCGUGUACAGGAAUUUAUGCAGAGGGUCAGGUCAGGUCAAAGGGUUUAAUAUGCAUAUUUAGAACAAGCUGUUGUAGUGCACACCUAUCAUGAGCAGGGGGUGUCUAGACUUGCUUUCAUUUAUUCUUUUUUAAUUUUGACGUCGGCUAACAAAAGGGGAUUUCAUGCCCGCUCAGCACCCACCCCUGGAUCCGCGCAUUUCGAGACUGGCGAGCGAAGGGUGGGUGGGGGGAAGGUUUCGGGAAAUGUUCAGAAAAUACAUUUAAAACAAAAGAAAGAAAAUUCGCUUGAAAAAAGGGGGGGGGGGAGGGGGAGUGGACUACAGAACCACCUCCCCACCCAUUCCACCCUGUACACGCGCCUGAGGAUCUCUACUAUUUAAAUACUACCGGUGGCGGAUUCAGAAAAUCCAUUUGGGGUGGGGGUUGGUAAUGACAUGUUCUGGAAGGGAUUCCUCGGAUUUUACUAUGUAAAAAAAAAAAAAAUUAAACAAAAUUGACUGACUGAAGUGUUUCUAAAUCUGGAUGGCAUAUUUUACUAAUACAGUGUUUUAAAAAAAUGCGAGUAACAAAACGACUAAUGGCGGUGUUGUUCUACGUAAUGCGAUUGUAAACACGUGUGAACUAUUCGCAAACCUGUUGGAUGGUAUGCAGUUCUCUGGAUUAUAUGUGUGUGAAUUGGAUGUGUAUUUUGGUCUCUCAUAAAGUAUUUAAUUGUG
Molecule: messenger RNA, 1452 nt
Organism: Gigantopelta aegis
Lineage: Eukaryota; Metazoa; Mollusca; Gastropoda; Neomphalida; Peltospiridae
Product: normal mucosa of esophagus-specific gene 1 protein-like
Exons: 5
Coding region: 158-430 (90 amino acids)
Source: RefSeq, a predicted model, not a curated record